AUGCGCACCCACCCGGUGUUUUACGUUGGCUUGCUCAAGCCGUACCAGGACCCGGCUCGUGUGAGCGCCGAGUCACUGGUGCCGAAUCGGCAGAGAGCGGCUAGGCCGCGUGCGGCUGCGGGACAGCAAGUGGUGGAACCACGGGGAGUUGGUCAACAGCAUGUGGCGAAGCCACGGAUCGCGGAGCGAAAUGCUCGAGAUGCAGGAGCAAAUCAAGCUGAAGAUACAGCUGAGCAACUUAGAGCUCAAAGUCCGGGACCUGGUUGUGAAUCAACAAGAGGGAGUAUUAAUAUAUUACGGGGUGGAACAUUUCUUCGAGACCGACCGCUUCGUGAUGAACGUGGUCGUUUGCGUCAGAGACGCAUGCGUCGUGAGGACGCAGAUGCCGUUCCGGCGAGUGCUGAUUCGCAGCGCGGGAAUCCAGCUGAGGCACGGCCUCCUCCAGCUCUGCUCGACGAGCACGGUGAGCCCCACUAUCAUGUGGAACGCCUUGUGGCGCGGCGUCGUCGCCGGGGUCGUACCCAGUACUUAGUGAAGUGGAGAGGAUAUCCACAUUCACAGAACUCAUGGGAGUUCGAGGUGCCCCUCCGUGAGGACUACCCUGAGCCUAUGACCUGGCACACCCACUGCCAAUAA
Phytophthora nicotianae INRA-310 is the source of this 636-nucleotide messenger RNA. RefSeq lists its product as hypothetical. The transcript has a single exon. The record is from RefSeq and is a predicted model, not a curated record. Bases 1 to 636 code for a protein of 211 amino acids. NCBI's taxonomy places the organism in Eukaryota, Oomycota, Peronosporomycetes, Peronosporales, Peronosporaceae.